CUGGUAUGAUGAUGUCAUUUGGAAGCGCCAGAGAGGCGAGGAGCGAUCAGGCUAACAGGCUAAUUCUCAUUACAACACGACAAAACCCUCAGAAAAACCUGAUUUAUUCAGUUUUACUGUGUUAAAUUACUCAUAAUGUCUCUGGAGACGGUGCCCAAGGACCUGCGCCACCUGCGGGCGUGUCUGCUGUGCUCUCUGGUGAAGACUAUCGACCAGUUUGAAUAUGAUGGCUGUGAUAAUUGCGAGUCAUAUCUACAGAUGAAGGGCAAUCGGGAGAUGGUUUAUGAAUGCACAAGCUCAUCGUUUGAUGGUGUUCUUGCAAUGAUGAGUCCUGAAGACAGCUGGGUGGCCAAAUGGCAAAGAAUAGGAAACUUUAAGGCGGGUGUUUACGCUGUAACAGUGACUGGCCGAUUACCACCAGGUGUUGUGCGAGAGCUGAAGAGCAGAGGAGUGAUCUACAGGUCCAGAGACACAGCAGUCAAGACAUAAACAGGAAACAGAAAUUUUGCCAGAGGAAUUCCAGCUCCUUACCUUGCAGAGAAACAUCAAUGUACAGCCAGACUGUGUUUAAUUACUCGGCUCAGUUGUAGACAGUGCUGUAAUGUUUAUUUGCAUUAUUUCUUUUCUUUUUUUCUUCUUGUUCUAAAAUGAUGUGAUGUAAUUUUAUGAUUUAAUGUCUUGCAGAUUAGUCUUAUUUUUCCUUCACAAUAUUGUUGCUUUGUCUUAGAACUCCGUUUUGGACUAGUUAACCAAUAAUGAAUCUCAAUAAAAACACUUUUUACCAAAUAGA
Astyanax mexicanus (Mexican tetra) is the source of this 790-nucleotide messenger RNA. RefSeq names its product SPT4 homolog, DSIF elongation factor subunit (gene supt4h1). Bases 136 to 489 code for a protein of 117 amino acids. The record is from RefSeq and is a predicted model, not a curated record. The transcript has 5 exons. NCBI's taxonomy places the organism in Eukaryota, Metazoa, Chordata, Actinopteri, Characiformes, Acestrorhamphidae. Gene Ontology annotation, cellular component: DSIF complex; nucleus. Gene Ontology annotation, molecular function: zinc ion binding; RNA polymerase II complex binding. Gene Ontology annotation, biological process: mRNA processing; chromatin organization; positive regulation of DNA-templated transcription, elongation.